Molecule: messenger RNA, 885 nt
Organism: Talaromyces rugulosus
Lineage: Eukaryota; Fungi; Ascomycota; Eurotiomycetes; Eurotiales; Trichocomaceae
Exons: 5
Coding region: 1-885 (294 amino acids)
Source: RefSeq, a predicted model, not a curated record
AUGGCCGAGAACAAGAAAAUACUUGUGGUAUUCGGAGCUACUGGUAUCCAAGGUGGCUCAGUGGCCAAGACCAUCUUGAGUGAUCCCAUUACCAGCCAACAGUUCUGUGUCCGUGCAGUAACCAGGGACCCUUCCAAACCAGCAGCAGUGGCCCUAAAAAGCCUGGGUGCCGACCUUGUGACGGCCGAUAUGGAGGAUAAAGGAUCUCUGCGUCUCGCAUUGAAAGAUGCAUAUGCUGUUUUUGCUGUCACCAAUUUCCUCGAGAAGAUGGACACUGUGGCUGAGACAAUACAAGGAAAGAAUGUUGCGGAUAUUGCCAAGGAAUUAAAUGUCGGGCACCUGAUAUGGAGCACUCUCCCAAACGUCACACAAGCCACAAACAACAAACUCACUGGCGUCUUACAUUUUGAUAGCAAGGCACUUGUUGCUGAUCACAUUCGUUCGCUAUCUAUACCAUAUACCUUCGUACAAGUUGGUACUUAUUCUGGGUUAUUGCUGGAUUUUCUCACCCCCCUACCAACAGGAUCUUACGGACUUUUGUGGCCAGAGCCAGCAAGUGCCAAGACGUACCUACCGGUUAUCGACCCAAGUGCUGAUCUCGGCAAAUUUAUUAAGGGCAUUCUCUUGAACCCCGCAAAGUCGAAAGGGCGUCUAUUCAAACUUGCCCAAAAACUCUACUCAUUGGAAGAAAUCGCGGAAACGUUGAGUCGCCUCGGUCUUGAUACUACCUUCCAACCCCUUGACAAAAAUACCUUUGUAUCGGGCCUUGUAUCUAAGGGGUUUCCGGAAUCGUUCCACGAGAGUAUGAUGCAGGUUAUGGAGUUUAUUGCAGAGUAUGAUCUCUUUACUCAUGGCGACAUUGAAGAAGGACACCAGUGUACUUAG